AUGAUUCCCUGCAGAGCAGCCCUGUCCUUCGCCCGGUGUCUGAUCCGGAGGAAAAUGGUCGUUCUGGAUGGCCUAGAAGAUUCCAAAUUAAGCCGCUGCUUAUCCACUGUGGACCUCAUUGCCCUGGGCGUUGGCAGCACCCUCGGCGCGGGGGUUUACGUCCUCGCUGGGGAGGUGGCCAAGUCGGACUCGGGCCCCAGCAUCGUCCUGUCCUUCCUCAUCGCCGCCCUGGCUUCGGUGAUGGCAGGCCUGUGCUAUGCCGAGUUUGGGGCGCGAGUGCCCAAGACGGGCUCCGCGUACCUGUACACUUACGUCACUGUCGGAGAGCUGUGGGCCUUCAUCACUGGCUGGAAUCUCAUUUUAUCCUAUGUGAUAGGUACAUCGAGUGUCGCAAGAGCAUGGAGCGGCACCUUUGAUGAACUUCUGAACAAACAGAUUGGGCAGUUUUUUAGGACACACUUGAAUAUAAAUUAUGCCGGCCUUGCAGAGUAUCCUGACUUUUUUGCUGUGUGCCUCAUACUACUUCUAUCAGGUCUUUUAUCUUUCGGGGUGAAAGAGUCUGCUUGGGUGAACAAAGUCUUCACGGCCGUUAACAUCCUGGUCCUGCUGUUUGUUAUGGUUGCUGGGUUUGUGAAAGGAAAUGUGGCAAACUGGAAGAUCAGUGAAGACUUUCUCAAAAAUAUAUCAGCAACUGCCAGAGAUCCGCCUUCUGAAAACGGAACGAGUAUCUACGGGGCCGGUGGCUUCAUGCCCUACGGCAUUGCGGGGACGUUGGCGGGGGCCGCCACGUGCUUUUAUGCCUUUGUGGGAUUUGACUGCAUUGCAACGACUGGGGAGGAGGUCCGCAACCCGCAGAAGGCCAUUCCGAUCGGAAUCGUCACCUCUUUGCUCGUGUGCUUCAUGGCGUACUUCGGGGUCUCCGCCGCCCUCACGCUGAUGAUGCCCUACUACCUCCUGGACGAAAAGAGCCCCCUCCCUGUCGCCUUCGAGUACGUCGGAUGGGGUCCCGCCAAAUACGUCGUUGCUGCCGGCUCGCUCUGUGCUCUGUCAGCAAGUCUUCUUGGAUGCAUUUUCCCAAUGCCUCGUGUAAUCUAUGCUAUGGCGGAGGAUGGGUUGCUUUUCAAAUGUCUAGCUCAAAUCAAUUCCAAAACGAAGACACCAAUAAUUGCUACUUUAUCGUCCGGUGCGGUGGCAGCGGUGAUGGCGUUUCUCUUCGACCUGAAGGCGCUUGUGGACAUGAUGUCCAUCGGCACUCUGCUGGCCUACUCUCUGGUUGCAGCCUGUGUUCUCAUCCUCAGGUACCAGCCCGGCUUAUCAUAUGAGCAGCCCAAAUAUUCUCCUGAGAAAGAAGCUCUGGAAUCGUGUGCCGGUGGGGACUUGGAGAGCGUGUCCCAUGUCACCAUGCUGCAGGGACUGGGCUUCAGCCUGCAGACCCUCUUCAACCCCUCGGCUCUGCCUACACAGCAGUCGGCUUCUCUUGUGAGCUUCCUGGUAGGACUCUUAGCAUUUCUCAUUCUGGGCCUGAGUGUCUUGACCACUUACGGAGUCCAGGCUCUUGCCAGGCUGGAAGCGUGGAGCAUUGCCCUUCUUGUGCUGUUUUUUGUUCUCUCCAUUGCCAUCGUUUUCAUCAUUUGGAGGCAGCCCCAAAAUCAGCAUAAAGUAGCCUUUAUGGUUCCAUUCUUACCAUUUCUGCCAGCGUUUAGCAUCCUGGUGAACAUUUACUUGAUGGUCCAGUUGAGUGCGGAGACUUGGAUCAGAUUUAGCAUCUGGAUGGCACUUGGGUUCCUGAUUUACUUCGCAUAUGGCAUCAGACACAGCCUGGAGGGAAAUUCCAGGGGUGAAGACGAUGAUGGAGAUUCGUAUUCAGACAACAUUAACUCGGCAGCAGAAGAAAAAUCUGCCAUUCAAGCGCAUGACCUUCACCAGCGGAACCUCAGCUUACCUUUGAUACUCCAUGAAAAGACGAGCGAAUGCUAGUGCUUGCAGGAGCAAAGCCGGUCACAGUUUUAACGUGUGUGUCCUACACUGGGUGAACCCUGACGGAUGUCAGCAUCGUGCUAGCUUGUCAUGGGUUUGCUGCAGACAUAGUUCACCCUAAUUUAUACUCACCUGGACAGCACCUCCUCGGGCGGUGAAUUAUACCUGGGGAGGCCUGAGCUCUCUCCUAGUGCUGUCUCCCAAAUAGUGUGCAUUUGUGUGUGUCUGUAUAUGUUGGGGAAUACCAAUGGUAAAAGUUGUUGGUGUUGUACUCUUAUUGCAUUACAUUUUUCCCGUGCUUGUCAUGAAUUGGUGUCACAUGCUGCACAUCCUGAAAUGGAGGUAAUCACUGAAUCCAAGAGCGUUUUGUGUGUGCUUGGUAUUGUUAGGGAAAUGACUGUUGCUUUUCCGUGUUAGACUUCAUUAAUGUCAACUUAGAACAUGCUGCAGACGCAGUUGCUCAUCUGGGUGUCUGUCAUUGGUCAGGAGCAAGAGGAGGGGUAAGAAUGAGCCUUUUCUGUAACUUACAAAUGCCAGCAGUGGGUUUAGUACAGAGGUUUCUUCUGCCGGGUAUGACAGUUCGCUAGAACUUCAGCCAAUAGGAGCAUUUGCACCUGCCAUGCUACACGGGGCAGGAGUGACAUUCUGCAUCGCCAGAUGGCACCCUUAGACCUGCGGUCUUCUUUGAGAGCAGUGGUCCUUAACUAUGAGACUUUCACCCAGUAAGAGUGGUAAGCCCCCCUUGGCCCAAUCAGGGACUUGAGGCAGGUACACGUAGUGUGAUCUGCUCGAGACCCUUUAUGCCGGAAGGUGGUCCCCAUGGCCAGAAAGCUGGUGUAAGUAACAAUGAUGAGAAUGUUUGAAAAUCAGAGUUAGACAUACGCUUGGAUAAGUAGAUACCAAGCAUCCUUGUUUUAAAAGUCACUUAAAAUAAGCCAAUCGAGUCUCCCAGACCACACAGCUAUGGAAUGAUUCAUACGUUUUCCAUCACUUAAUAACUCAUCACAGUUCAGGUGUUUUAACCCUGUCAGACAAAUUCACUCCUGUGUUUUGUUAUGAUUUUGUCAUGUCCUAGAUGUCAGGGGCUACAGUAGCAAGUUCUAUCUUUACUACCUGCAAAAGAGGGAAAAAUGAAGGGAUUCAAGGAGGGACGACUUCCCUGUCCUGAUUUUAAAUUGCCUGUUUGGAUACUAAAGGGCAUUUGGCUCCAUUUGAGGGGUUUAGAACUAAUUUGGCUGUUUCUUUUGGAAACAUUUAGGGGUGUUUUCAUUCUCCAUCCCAUAAUAGUGUGGCACUUGCAAUUUCAUUUCAUUUUAAAUGGCUGCACUAAAGCUAUGCAUACAAGCUCCAGUAUUCCACAGUAGCCUGCCAGUGGUUGGGAAAUAAAAUAUCUUGGUUAAAUAAUGAUUAUUUAAAACUUUCAGUUAAAAAUUAACCAAAUUAAAGCUAUAGAAGCAAAGUAACCUCAAAAUGAGUAAAUAAUUUGUUUUUAUAUGUAAGAUUCUACAUUUUACUUUAUAGGGUUCUCUAAUAGUGGACUAUUUGCAGUGGGAUUUGCUUCUCAUGGAUUAUUAUUCUUACAAAUCAUUAAAUGGUUCACUCAAUGAAGCUAGAAGCUCAAUACAUAUUUAUAUACAUGUGGUUUUUCCCAGGACAAGCAUUACCAAGCACACCAGUUGGCUAGCCUAGUCCAGAAACAAGGAAAGCAUUUCUGACAGCCCUUCCAAGAGAUCAGUUAUUGUAUUGAUGCCAUUAAAAAGCAAUCUGCGAUUGAAUUGCCUAACCAAGACUUUAUUGUGAUUAAAAAGCAGACAAACAGGAAGCCUGGGUUUGGGGCUGCUAGAAUCCUAGCAUCCCUGACAGAACUCAGUACUGACAUUCCACAAUUCCCAGGUCUACCCUGUAAAAUCCAAGGCCCAGAAUUCUCUUCCCAGCUGCAUGUUGCCCUGGAGAGGAAGAGGCAGGCAGGCAGGGGGUGAAGGAGACAUGUGAGGACCGUAGCAUGCUCUUAGAUCUUUGCUGUCGUAGCUGUAACCCAAGAGCCCCUUUUAUUCCAUGAUCAGUCUAGAACAGGCCCUUCACACGGGGAACGUGUGGAUUUCUUAUAUGAAUAUAUUUAACUCUUUCAGUGUAACGAAAUCAAGAAAUUUGUUUAGAAUGUGAUAGGCAGCUACAACUGUUAUGCCCACCAUGUUCAUUUAGCAGCAGAAUUUAGUUAAACGUUACUUUUCCACAUUGAAAUACCUUGCAAACACAAAUAUCUAUGAAAAGUUGCUUUGUCGGUGACUGUGCUUUUUUUUCCUUUGAAGGCUCAAAUGUGUGUCUGUAUGUAUGUGUGAGUGUGUAUAUAUUAUAUAUAUAUGUAUGUGUAUGUCUGUGUAUUUCAAAGACAGUUGGGUUUAUGAUGGGCUUUGGAAAUAUAAUACCAUUGUGUGGAUUUAAAAAAAUCCAACCGAUGUAGAGAAAAUAGAAUGUUUUGUAUUGAUAGGUAUGCUUAUAUAAAAUGUUUAGGUUUUAAAGUAUUUUGAAAUACACAGUGAUUUUAUAUGUAUGAUAUUUUCUAUAGAUAGGUCCUUUAAGAAAACUAUAUUUAUAAUGUUUCUAAGGUGAAAUCACUAAACUCUAGUACAUUGUACCAGGUGCUUUCUAAUCUGAAAUGGAGUGGGGUGGGGACAUUAGGGUGUUUCUGUUUACUUGUCUCUGUGGCACCUUUUCUAACCUUCGUCCUGGUGUGUCUAGGAAAAGCCAGUACUACCAGCUCCAGACCACUUCCCUGUUCCCGCACUUGAAUUCACAAUCUUUGGAAUGAAAUGUUGUUUUUACUUCCCGAGGAUUACCAAAGUGUUUUUUAUAGAUUUGACUAGUAAUUAAUCAGGCUUUCAUAAAAUUCUCUCCAGAAACUAAAAAAUACAUAUAGACAUUCUCUUAAUUGUGAUUGCAUAAAAACAGCUUAAAUUACAUUUCCUUUUUUUGUGUGCUAGGAAAUAUAUCCUCUUAAUAUUUUCAGUGAGAAACGUCAAUAGCAACCUUUAUUUUAUACUCUUUUAAAAGAGAAGAUGGUUUGCGAAUAACCGUAUUUAGAUCAUCCCACCCUACAUUUAACAAGGUAGCUAUGCAAAUUCAAAUGUAAAAAUUAUUUAUAAGAAAACUUAGAGCUUUUGCUAUAUACUGAAAUACAGAUUAUUACAUUAUCACAUUUUCCCCAGAGAUAAACAUCAGGAAAACUAAGACCAAAACAUCAUUUGAGAUAUAUUCAUUAAAGCAAAACUAAUGUUGAUGUAUCUAAAACUUUAUUAUUCCAACCAUCGUGGAAGGAAAAUACCCAUUUCGAAAUGAUUUUCCUUUAAAAGACAAGAGCCUCUUAAUUUUUCUGAAUAACAUUUUUUUAAAAAACUUUACAAUUUUUAAAUAUUAGGCAAAAUAUUUUUGGAGUCCUGGGAAUUUGCAGGUAGUUGCUCUAAUAUUUGCAGUUCAAAUCUGUAUUUACCCAAUUAUUUUCUAAGCUGAUUUGAAUGCUUGUGAGGGGAACAGGGAAGAGGGGCCGCCCUCCAGGGCUGGUCACACCACCGGGAGCGGGUCAGCCUCAUCUCCUUUCCUCUUCCACGGGGCACAUUCUGCGACUACAAACCACGACACAGAGUCGUGCCCGGUCCCAACCCUCCCUUCCCUGUGAUGUUGCUCACGAUGUUCUUGGCCUGAUUUCUCCUGCUGGGCUUCAGGUUAACACCAAAAGCACAAUUUCCACAAAAUCUUAAAGGAUUGGAUGGUGCAUGAUGGAAUAUUAAAAUUCACAUGAUUAGAGUGAAUUUGGGGCCCGGGUGUGUGUGUGGAAUUAACUGUUUUCUUUUACUAGCACCAAAAUAAAAUAGUGCCUUCUCUGUACAUUUUCUACUUACGUUCUUUAACAUAUCCUAAAACAUCAAGGGAAAAAGUACCAAAUUCACGUAGGUGUAACGCCAGCACGGGCCAUUUUUUAAUGCAGGCUUGGGAGUAAGGUUGCUUGGCCUUGUUGUUUAGCUGUGUUGUUUUUCCCUCCUUGUAUAAUUAUGUUUAAAUAUUUUUAAAUGGCUUUCUGUGUUCUGGGUUUUGAGAGGCCUUCUCUGUUACUGUUGUGGCUGCCGGUUCGGUUAUUGGUUUUUGUAACAUUCAUUAUUGUUUGUACAUGGUCUGGUCUUACUGAUUUCAAAUGCAUUUUGUUAUGGCUCAACCCAGUUGGCAAGUAUAGCUUUUAUUCACUAUGGCUGAAGCCCCUGCCACAAUCUCUGGCCUUCAAGAGCCGUCCCUGACCGCUGGGGCCCCAUGGGGAUCAUAAACCAGGACCCUGAGCUGGUUCCAGGAACAGGCCGCCUGCAAAGGGGGAGCAUCUGUAGCUACCUCUUUUGGGUGGGGUGUUGGGAUGUCAGGAGAGGAUCUGAAGUAAAAGACUUCACACGAAAGUAAGGUAGUUUGGGGUGCUUCAUAUCAGUUCCAAAGGCCCCAAGAGUACAUCAAGGGAAAUGAUCAGGACAGAGGAACCUGUGUGUCUCAGGGAAGGGAUGGCUGCUUCCUGGAACUGGCACCACAGGGCCCAGCUUACUGCGGUCCCUGCAAUGCCCCCGACAGCCUCGGAGUGGGAACUGCACGGGCCAAGGUUCGGCUGAUAAAGAGCCUUGGACUGUCAACAGCCUGGUUGACAGGCUCUUCGUCUUCGGUGUCCGCUAGGGGUGCCCAGUUGUUUCAUUGCUUUAUUGUGUUAUCAUUGUAAUCAACAGAAACUGUAGGUAGGGCCCAAAACCCUAAAGAAAUUCUAUGUCUGUAAAAACCAACAGAUACAUUGGACUUGUGCGAAUGUAAAGAUUUUUUGUUUAGUAGGUAAUUUUAAAUUUAGAUGUUUUUAAUGAUAAUCAGUGUUCCUUUUUACAUAUAAAGUUGGAUUAUUUUUUAGAAUUUGUAAUAAAUGAAAACUGUUGCUGCUUUACCACUGUAAAAUAGGCUUUCUAAUGUGACCAUGUAUUUUUUAAAUAAAUUUUAAUACAACUUGUA
Messenger RNA from Miniopterus natalensis, 6999 nucleotides. The record is from RefSeq and is a predicted model, not a curated record. NCBI's taxonomy places the organism in Eukaryota, Metazoa, Chordata, Mammalia, Chiroptera, Miniopteridae.